CGGCCGCUUCUUCUCGUCCUAUGAUGGAACUAUUGUCGCAGACAUGCUGCGCGGAGCCUGCUGUCAGUAGAAGUGAUUGCGUUUUUGGCCGUGUUCAGGGUCGCAUUUCCAUUCAUCAACGGGCUAGCUACCCUCCACCUGCCAGGUUUUUGUUGCAAUAUACGCGCUUCUCAUGGUCGGUCUUGACCUCCAAGACCACUGCUGUGUUGCCAUCUUCACGGAUUUCUACUGGUACGUGGCCGGCCUCAUCCAGGCCGGUGGACGUCUCAUCCGCCUCAGCCAGCGAAAGGAAGUAAUAGUCCACAUCCUUAAGGUCAAGGACUCCUAUUACGACUAUAUAGAGCGCAUCAUACGUUUCACAGAGCGCAACGCCCUUGUCGAUUCCCUCUUUAAUCCUCAUCAGGAGGAGACCUGCCGCAACUACAUGGUCGCUGACGCAGAGUCCCAGGACAGUGCCAGAACCACCGCCUUUCGCAAGGCUGCCCAGCUAUGGCUCGAUCCCACGGCGCAUCGACCCGCUGGCACUGGCACAGGCCCUCACUUCUCGUUGUGA
Colletotrichum navitas is the source of this 553-nucleotide messenger RNA. RefSeq lists its product as uncharacterized. NCBI's taxonomy places the organism in Eukaryota, Fungi, Ascomycota, Sordariomycetes, Glomerellales, Glomerellaceae. The transcript is spliced from 2 exons. The coding region runs from base 173 to 553 and encodes 126 amino acids. The record is from RefSeq and is a predicted model, not a curated record.